Moneuplotes crassus is the source of this 514-nucleotide messenger RNA. The record is from the annotation of a GenBank genome assembly. NCBI's taxonomy places the organism in Eukaryota, Ciliophora, Spirotrichea, Euplotida, Euplotidae.
ACAUCAGUCUUUCCGCAAAUGGAGUAUCAUAACAUCAACAUUCUUUCAAGAGUAAUACCAGCAAAAUUUUGCAUAUUAUUGCUAAUAAUCCUUCUAUGUGUACAAGUGAUCUUGGACAGAGAAGAUCACAUUUACUCUGGAAUUUCUGAGUCGCAUUCAAAAUCUUCAAGUAAAUAUAAAUCUCAGGAGCGACAACUACUGGCAGCGACGUCCCUAAUGAUCGCUUUUGCAUGCUGGGAAAUUCUAUUCAUGAUGCUAGGAAUUACGGUUCAUUUCAUGCUUCAAAACUUAUUUCAAGUCAUAGUACAUUGCACUGCCAUCAUAUACUUAUUCUGGAGCAUCUUUGCAGAAUGGUCAGUAGGUUACUACUGGGGCAUCGUCUGGGUCUUUGGCUUUAUCCCCUGGUUUAUCGACCUUACGCUGUUUUACUGGGGAGUUUUCAGAUUCAGACCAAGAGGAAUUAAGAAGUUGCAGAAUGUUAGUUAGAUAAUUUUCAAUUAUUGAGAGAUUUAUU